Messenger RNA from Argentina anserina (silverweed cinquefoil), 1302 nucleotides. RefSeq lists its product as uncharacterized. Lineage: Eukaryota; Viridiplantae; Streptophyta; Magnoliopsida; Rosales; Rosaceae. Gene Ontology annotation, cellular component: SCF ubiquitin ligase complex. Gene Ontology annotation, biological process: SCF-dependent proteasomal ubiquitin-dependent protein catabolic process. The transcript has a single exon. The coding region runs from base 1 to 1302 and encodes 433 amino acids. The record is from RefSeq and is a predicted model, not a curated record. Gene Ontology annotation, molecular function: protein binding.
AUGAAGCAGAGAAAAUUGAUUUGCGAAGGGAAGAUUUCUCAACUAGGUGACGAUUUAUUGGGUCAGAUCGUGAAAUGGGUGAGCGAUCCGGAAGAUAGGAAACGGGUUUCUGAAGUCUGCAAACAAUGGUCGACAGUAGAGGGUCUUACCAGAAGGUCACUUACUUUACUGGAUCUGAGAUUUCUGCGUCGGGUACUGCCUCGAUUCCCGAAUCUGGUUACAUUCCAGACAUCUCAGCCUAUCUCGGAGGAAGAUGACCUCUUGUUCGUAGCCCAAACCUGUCCCAAGCUGGAGGCCAUCAAUCUCACCACAAAACCUGGCGGAUAUGGGGUGUUACCGGAGAACGGCCUUUCCGGUCUGUCAACUGGCGGUGGCCUUCCGAGACUGUCCAAGGUUAUUCUCAGAGGGAGAGUGAAUGUAAGCAUUGAAGAAUGGCUGCAUAAGUUGGCACCUGAUCACUUGACUUAUUUGGAUUUGCACUACUGCGGCUGGGUCGAUGACGAUGCCAUAGAACCAAUUGGGCUACAUUGCACUUGUUUGAGCUAUUUGAAUUUAGGAUAUUCUGAUAUUUCGGACAAUUGUUUGAAAUUGUUGGCACAUGGAAAGUGCUCAGAAACCCUCGAAUCAUUGGUGCUUGCUGGAUGCGCUGACAUUUCGGACAAUGGUUUGAGAUUGCUGGCUAACAUUUCGGACGAUGGUUUGAGAUUGUUGGCAAAUGGAAGGGGCUUAAAAACCCUCAAGACACUGGGACUUUCUGGAUGCUCUAAAAUUUCGGACGAUGGUUUGAGAUGGUUGGCACAUGGAAGCUUCUCUAAAACCCUCAAGACAUUGGAGCUAGCUGACUGCACUGAAAUAACUGAAUCAGGGCUCUCGCAUUUGCAGAAUAUGACAUGCUUGGAGGAGCUGGAUUUGAAUAGCACUGAAGUCGAUGAUGAUGGAGUUAUAGCAGCAGUAUCUGGAAAUCAAUCCAUCAAGAAGUUGAACUUGAGUUGGCUGUACGAACUGUCCGACCAAACCCUGUUUUUUGUUGCUGAUAAUUGCCCCAAGUUGGAGUUUCUUGAUAUAAGUGGUGCUGAUGUAACUGGCGCUGGCAUUCGUGCACUUUCCGGUCACAAGUGCCUGGAGUCUUUUGUUUGGUGCACAUCUGAAACAAAAUUCAUGUCUGAUCUCGAACACAUGGUGCUUGGGUGCCAAUCACUCAAGUCUAUUGUCCUGAGCAAGCACCCUAUGAACUUAAUUCCGGAUUGCGUUAGCAGAAUUGCUACCUAUGAAUUCUUUGAUGAUGAAGAUGACUCAACUUAA